CUAAAUUUGAAAUAUUUACAAUGUUAAUCAUCACUGAAUUCUAGUACAAACGUGAUUUUCUCUUCCGUCAAAUAGCAGUUCAGAAAGGAUUCAUAAUUAUCAUCAAGCUAGAAGUAUACAAAUCGUGAUCGGUGUUUUCAAUAUUCGUAACCAGAUGGCUUAUGCAUAUCCAUCGGAAUCUAGGUUUUCUCAAAUCUUCAGCGAAGAGUUAUCUUGUCCAGUAUGUCUCGAAGAACUGAAGGAGCCUAAGUGUCUCACKUCGUGUGCCCAUAAUGUGUGUCGAGAAUGCUUGGAGAAAAUGGCAGUACGAAGUGGUAAAGAAAUAAUAUGCCCAACAUGCCGAAGGAGUACACCCAUUCCUGACAAUGGAAUACGAGSCCUGCCUACAAGUACCGUGUUAGUAAGAUUGUUAGAGGCUUCACCAGGAAGAAAAGAACGGUUUGAGAUUCAGAAAGCUUUGGAAAGUGGAAAACCAGUGGUUAAACGCAUGGAAAAAAAGAUUACAGAGCUUGAAAAGAUCUCAGAUGACAUGACUUUGGACAUGGAAUCGGUGGAGAAACUAAUUCAUGARAAAGCUGAUCAGCUGUGUGAAAUUGUGAGAAAACAAGAAGUGGGUCUUUGCUCUGAAGUUAAGGAAUACUAUAAAAGAAAACAAGCAAUAGUWCAGCAUCAAAAAAGGAACUURAUGAAGCUUCAUUCAAAUGCAUCUAGUAGUGUGAAAAUUGCUGAAGAUGUGCUUUCACAAAGCAGUAUGGAUGAAUUUCUUGAAAUAGCCAAUGCACUAAACCAGCAACUUGAAGAAGUAGCUAACUUAAAUCUUGAGGAAACUGAUUUUAAUUCUACAUUUGAUGAAGAACUUGUAUUCAACUUAAAUGUUGAGGCACACACUAUUAUAGAAGAUAGAAAGAUUGGUAAAAUAUCUCAUAGGACAAUACGACCACAAACAAUCAAGUCAUCGACAAUAGAUUGGUCAAGGUCUGGUGAAGUUGUUUUCAAACUUGGGCACAAAGGAAGUAGAAAAGGUUGUUUUAAAAGUCCAGCAGGCAUAGCUGUAAAUGAAUUUGGUGAAACUGCAAUUGCUGAUUUUUUCAACAAUCGUGUACAGGUGUUCGAUUCUCGGUUGAAGUUUCUGUUUGAAUUUGGUAAAAAGGGUAUGGAAGAUGGCAAUUUCAAUGGUCCUACAGGAAUUGCUUACACACCGUACAAUAACAUUGUUGUCUUUGACAGCAAGAAUUCUAGAGUACAGAUAUUCAACCGUAAAGGAGAGUUUGUGAGUAAACUAGGUCAACAUGGAUGUAAACAAGGUGAAUUUGGACAACAUGGCAGCUUAUUUGUUGAUGCAUCUGGUGAUAUCAUUGUAACAGAUACUAAUAAUCACCGGGUACAAGUUUUCUCCAACAACGGCGAAUUCAAGCUACAGUUUGGUAACAGAGGUACUGAAGGGUUUGAUCAUCCUUUAGCAACAGUUGCUAUUGAUAAUGAGUAUUUUAUUUCUGACAGUGGCAACACCUGCAUCAAAGUUUUCAAUUCAGAAGGGGURUAUGUAAGGCAGUUUGGUAGAGAGGGUAGUGGCCCAGGGGAGUUCCAUUGCCCUAGGGGUCUAGCUGUUGAUUCAGUAAAUAGAUUUGUCCUUGUCUCGGACAGUGAGAAUCACAAUAUACAAGUGUUCAAUCUACAAGGAAGUUUUCAGAGGAGGAUCCCAACCAAGAAAAUCCCUGUGGCAUUGGCAAUAAUACAAAACAACUAUAUACUUGUUUGCUCUUAUCUUGGCAAUUGUGUUCGAUUGUUGUCGUACACAUAGAUCUUUAAUGUUGUUCAUAGCAAUAUGCUUCAAAGUCUUCACAUGAAUGAAGCAAAUGAAGCAACAAAACAACUUCUUUAGUGAAGAGGAUGAAUCUAGUGGAGAUGUUUGUUUAAGUUCCAAGCUUGUUUCUUAAAUUGGUGCCCACUAAAGUUUGAAAACAGUUGUAUUAUAUCAUGGAUUUUUAUUUUAACCCCUAUUUACAGCAAUYGCAUGUAUUUUUAUGUAUCAUAUAGUAAUAGUUUUGUAAGUAUAAAAUAUUAUGUACAGUUUUUAUUUACAAUCAUAGAAAUAACAAGCACAGUAAUGCAGUGUGAUAGAGUGAUUUCAUUGAUGUCCAUGAAAUAGUAAUCAAAAUAGUUAUGGUCUAGCAGUUUUUAUUCAGAACAGUCUUCAUAACACUAACUUCUGAACACAAGGGAAAUUGUUMUAACUGUUACAUUUGAGUGAUAGUUUGAGUGAAUAAUAUAGGUUCCAUAUUUCCAUGCAUCUGUACUCAAAUAGAUACACACUCAGAUGACGUCAAAAUGUGAUGAAAACAAAAAAAGGAAGCCACAAGAYGAAAUUAUGUGACUGUUGUUCUAUUAAAGUAUUAUAGGUAAUAAUUUUUCACAUUUAAUUUCUUGGACAUUAGUGUAAGCACUCUACAAGUGAUACAUUAACAUGCUAUAUGUACAUAUAUUUAUUUCAAUAAAAGGCUAAAAAAUGUAAA
This is a messenger RNA of Exaiptasia diaphana, 2513 nucleotides long. Its product is annotated as tripartite motif-containing protein 2. Bases 155 to 1801 code for a protein of 548 amino acids. NCBI's taxonomy places the organism in Eukaryota, Metazoa, Cnidaria, Anthozoa, Actiniaria, Aiptasiidae. The transcript has a single exon. The record is from RefSeq and is a predicted model, not a curated record. Gene Ontology annotation, molecular function: ubiquitin protein ligase activity; protein binding. Gene Ontology annotation, biological process: proteasome-mediated ubiquitin-dependent protein catabolic process; protein polyubiquitination.